Messenger RNA from Macroventuria anomochaeta, 423 nucleotides. RefSeq lists its product as uncharacterized. The transcript is spliced from 2 exons. NCBI's taxonomy places the organism in Eukaryota, Fungi, Ascomycota, Dothideomycetes, Pleosporales, Didymellaceae. Bases 1 to 423 code for a protein of 140 amino acids. The record is from RefSeq and is a predicted model, not a curated record.
AUGUCUUUGGUGUCAAAUGUGUCGGAAACCGAGGUGGCACGCACCAGGGAGACGAUACGCGCGCACCGAGCAAACAGUCCUGCCAGCGUUCAACAAGAUGUUGGAGUCAACGGUCGCACUCCAGCAGAUAUCGACAUCGCCCCAGUCGCAUCCGUCGCAGUUCCAGGUCCACGUCCAGAUGUCCGUACGGAAGCCGAGAUGGCACGCACCAGAGAGACGAUACGUGCGCACCAUGCAAACAGCCAUGCCAGCGCUCGUCAGGAUACCGAGGUCAGCGCUCCUAUUCCUGCGAAUUUUGCCCCUCGCGAAGCCGCCGCACCUGUUGUGAGAGAUCGUUGGGACGCAGCUCCAGUACCACACCCACAUGCUCGUCCGGAAGUUAGUCAACAGGCAGUACAUGCAUCUGCACCGCGCACCGAAUAA